AUUUUCUUCUGUUCCACACAGGAUUGUAAGGAAUCUUGUCCACAGUUCUUAGAAUGACUGAGGACGAGUGGAUUUCAUUUCCUUUUGAACAGAUCUAUAUCCCUAUCAUGGCCUGUGUCCUGUUGCUGUUCUGCUGCUCUAUACUGUUCAGAGGGUGCUGUAAGAAGGUAGCAGCUCAGACAAGCUCCUCAGAGAAUGCGGCAGUUUACGUCAUUCCUCUCCAACAAGACGACUCACCCCUCAACACACCCUUCCCUACGUAUGACUUCUCCAGCCCUCCACCAUAUGACGAGGUUGCUAUGAAGCCCUACAUGUUUCCUUUCCCUGAAGGUCCUCCGCCACCCUACUCUGAGGACGGACCCCCUCAGUCCCCAGUAUUGCAGCUCAGGCGCACAUCCAACCUCUGAGAGGCCCCAGGGGCCAAAGCGCUGUGUUUCCACUGGGCCCUGGCCCACCCCAAAGCAUGGUGGGUCUGGACUGACUGCACAGAGAAAUGCGGCCUCUCUUGUCCACUCUAUUAUGGAAAAUAGCACUGCACCACAACAGGAAGUAAGACAUUUCCACACAGCACUGAGGACUGCUUUUCUGCUUUGUUGUCAAACCAUUCCAAGUAUUAAAUACAUCCAUAAGAUCUCUCUCUCACUUAGAAUCGCAUCAAGUAGCCCGAUCACGGCUCCAUAAAUGCUAUGACAUAUAUAUGGCUUGGAAAAUAAUACUUAAUGGUGUUCCAGCCAUCAGAGGAGCAGGAAGUGAUGGAAUGCCAGUAGCUGCUGUGCCCGGAUCUACCCUGCCAUAUCACAUGACCUCACAUUCCUUUGCAUUCGUGAUAUAAGGACUCCAGUACUGCCCAGGCACUUAGUGAGACUGCUUUUGCAAACCCAGUGGAAACAUGCUGCUAGUGUCCUGAAGCUCACAAAGAGGAGGCUGCACUUUGCUACAAACAGCUUGUUCUGACAAAAAGGAGGGAAUGGAGGCUAUAUAGAUCAGUCCAGUUCUCACCUAAAUAACCAGGACCAUCGCCACAGUAUAGCCACUGCAAGGAACCCAGACUGGACUACAGAGCAUGCCUUUCUGAUGGGUCUGAGGCACGGACGCACCCUGAAAUCAAUCUCUGAAGACAUUUUCUGUGGUGAAGCUGCAAAACGUGAAGUGACUAAUUUAUUGUUUUUACAAAGUCCCCCGCAGACUAGCUGCAGAGGUAGAACAAAAUGGAGUUGUAAAACCUGCUGCUUUCUCUUAGAAUGGAAUAUUCCAAAAGCAAUAUUACAAGUACAUAAAAGUUGCAAUAAAAGUAGUGUCCCAGAGCAAUGAAACAAAGACAUUGUACAUAUUGUUUUAUAUUUUACAGAUCUGUCUUAUAGUAUUACUGCUGAAAGGCAGCCAAUCAAUAAUAAACAUGAAAAUA
Molecule: messenger RNA, 1405 nt
Organism: Lepisosteus oculatus (spotted gar)
Lineage: Eukaryota; Metazoa; Chordata; Actinopteri; Semionotiformes; Lepisosteidae
Source: RefSeq, a predicted model, not a curated record